AUGGAUCUCCUUCACUUCAAUGCCCUACUAAAGCAUGGCGUGUUGCUGGACACUUUCGCUGGCACUGCUGGAUCACUCUUCGCGGAACCGGGCCUCAUUGCUCCCAAGUCGGGUCUCACUCCUCUCUCCCCUGACCGAGCCAGAUGUCACUUCAAGCUCAGUUACGCUACAGAGUUACCUGAAAGUGAGCUCGGAGACGCAAGCGCCGUGAGAGGUCAAAUUACCUCUCAACUUUGCUUUCAGACCCUGGUUCACUUUGUUCAAUCACCGACAAGAAUCCUUCACAUCCAGAAAGCCAUUCACCAGCAGAACGUGCCCGGCAAAUCCCUCACCGCACUGUUGUUCUCCUGUCCUGGUCACUUCGGCUCUUCAAGAAUCGCCUAUCUCGAGUUCAAUAAGAGCGCUGUUCGCAGAACGGUACUCGGUUCAGCCAUGUCUGCUUGCAGCCUGGCUAUGAGAUCCCGUAAGCGGGUCGGGCCUGUCCAAACGAAAGCUCAAGACCAAGACCAAGAGCAGACUGGGAAGAUCCUCGCGGAACUAUUGCGCAAGCAUUCUUCGUCUCCUCCCAGCUCUGUCAAACUUAAAUUCAAGGAUUUCCGUCACUAUAUGGCAACAGUUGCAGUAGCCGAACACAAAUUACAGGAACAAAUCAGACAGGCAGAGACCAAGGUCAUCGAAUCAUGCAGCCUCAAGCUGAUGAAGCUCGAAAAUGGUAAUGAUCAAGAAUUCAAUGCCUUCUUCCGUACGCCUCCAGGGUACCAAGGCAAGUUCCAGGCCGGCGAUAAGGCACGCGUUUCUCUUUGCCUGCCGGGUGGACUGGACGAAGGUUGGGUUAUGCGAGUCAUCGAACCGCCUCAUUUUGCUAGGGCUGGUGAAAUUACGGCAGUGCUCUCUCCAGGGAGGGCAUGGUCUGGCAAUGAUCAGAUCAAAAUCAUCACGCCUCCUGGACCACAUGUCACAGGCGGCAGAGCACUCCGCUGGAUCCUCGAGCAGAAAGGGAAUCCGGCUGUGAUUAUACCAGAGUUUCGCCACAGCCUCUGGUAUUACAUCACAGGAGCUUCAGAGGCACUAUUUGAGCGUUCUCGGAAGCCGAAUCAGGAUCCGUCAGAAAGAGCAGUCCUCGACUUCUUGGUUGGCAAUUUCGAAAACCUGCCAAAAUGGAACAUCUACUCACCACUCCACGACAAGUCCCUUGCGACACCAACACUUAUGAAUCUCAACGAUGGUCAAAAACAGGCAAUCGAGAUGGCGAAGAAUGCCCCAGGCGGGUUUUUGAUCUGCCACGGCGGCCCAGGCACCGGGAAGACGCACUUCAUCGUCGAGGCAGUCACUCCCUUCCUCAAUGACUCGGCCAAAGAGCACAAAUUACUUCUAACUGCAGCAACCAAUCGUGGAGUGGACUCAAUGGCGUCUGAGCUUUCUGACCGGUUGAGGCUACUAUCCAAGGAUGACCCUUCACUGGCAAGCCGCUAUAUCCUCCGUGUGCACAGCUACAAAACUGAGAAGGCCAUUGUGAUGAGACAUGCAGAAAAGUCGCGUCGGCAAAAUUUGAGCAAGAAACCUGCCAGCUCUGCUAAGCCCACUGCAGGUCAGGCUUCAGAACGCACAGAUCCACCAGGCUCAAUCACGGCACACUGCACUACAUUUUCGUCCAGCAAGUUCGAGCUGAUUGACGAUCACAGAGUCCAAAAUAUCAAUCUGUCCGUUGGCCACAAAGUCUUGGAGCUACACGACCUAAUUAGCUCCACGUCCACGCCCGAGCCUGAUUUUUCAAGCAGUUCCGGCAGAAACGACAAGUUUGUCAGACUUUACACCCGAUAUAGUAGGGGUGAGUGGUUCCCAUCCGAUGUCAAUGCAAAGUUAGAAGAGGCGCUCGAUGAAGUCUUGGGUGCAGUAGUCCAGGGCGCCACAGCGUUAUGCGCAACAGUUGGAGGCGCUGCUGAGUACAAUAUCUCGAGACACUAUUCCAAUGCCGAGCUCAUCGUCAUGGACGAAGCAGCUCGCAUGCCAGAAUUCGAAACCUGGCCGCUCUUUGCCUUUUACCCGAAAGCUGUUGGUAAAAUCAUGGUUGGCGAUCCUGAUCAACUUGGGCCUCACAUUGACGAGUUUGAGGAGCUUGAGCCGUACCAUGAGCAAUUGAGUAUGUCUUUGCAAGAGCGGUGCCAAAAAGCAGGGUUUGAAUCCGCUUUCUUUACGGUGCAGUACCGGGCUACACCUCAGAUUGCAGACAUAUAUAAUGGAGCAUGUUACGAGAACCGCCUCUCACACGACGAAACCACAAGUAUCGACCAUCCGAAGCGGAUUUUAGCCGAUGCGGUGAAAAGGCACAAUGAGCAGACGUAUGGAUGCGACAAUUCUGUUGUCUUCUUUGAUACCCCGUCCGCGGAAGACACCCAAGCCUACGGAACAUCCAAAGCCUGCGAGCAGUACGCGGCCCGCGUCAUCAAUGUGCUCGAGAAUCUCCUCUCAGCCGGUUUCGGAAGCGAUGCCAACCCAUGCACAAUCGCGAUUCUGACUCCUUAUACUGGUCAGUUCAAAGUACUCAGCUUAGCCAAAGACAACAUGCAGAAGAGGUACCCUGCAGUCCAGAAUGUGAUCAUCGAGACCAUUGGCAAAUGUCAAGGCAUGCAAUAUGACAUCGUUAUUGCAGACCCGGUGCUUGUGGGUGCAAUACCAAGAUUCCUCACAAAAAAUCGAUUGAAUGUGUUACUCUCCCGUGCAAGACACGGAUUGUACGUUGUUGGAAAUUACAACAAGUGGAUUAGCAUGAAGUGGGUGGAAGCUGGCCCUCUCAAGGCUUUUGCGAAGGAAUUGUGGCAGUAUCGCGCCCCUGCGACUGUCCCAGUGCCUAAGCGAUCGCCGUUCAUCGAUUCUGGGGUAUUCUGGACUAGAGACGACGACUAG
Exophiala spinifera is the source of this 2904-nucleotide messenger RNA. RefSeq lists its product as uncharacterized. Lineage: Eukaryota; Fungi; Ascomycota; Eurotiomycetes; Chaetothyriales; Herpotrichiellaceae. The record is from RefSeq and is a predicted model, not a curated record. The transcript has 3 exons. Bases 1 to 2904 code for a protein of 967 amino acids. Gene Ontology annotation, molecular function: 5'-3' DNA helicase activity.